UGCUUUUCUGGCACUGCCUCCUGAGCGAGCGAGGAGCGCGGUAGAGGGGACCCAAGAAGACAGCCCCCAGCCCAGGGGCCAGGCGCCCCCCUGCCGGCCACCACGGAGGAGAAGGAGGACAGCCACCCCUCCGGCCCUGGCCUGGCCCAGCGGGGGCAGUGUGCUCCUACCUGCCCCUGGCUUGGUACCAAGAGGGGCCCAGCGCAUGAGCAGCCCAGCCUGCUGACCGCCGCUCCCCGCCUGUCCAUCCUGCCACAGCCACACCAUGUCCGGCUCCUACGACGAGGCCUCUCUUGCUCCAGAGGAGACCACCGACAGCUUCUGGGAGGUGGGGAACUACAAGCGGACAGUGAAGCGCAUCGAUGACGGGCACCGCCUGUGCAAUGAUCUGAUGAACUGCGUGCAGGAGCGCGCCAAGAUCGAGAAGGCCUACGCGCAGCAGCUCACCGACUGGGCCAAGCGCUGGCGCCAGCUCAUCGAGAAAGGCCCACAGUAUGGCAGCCUGGAGCGGGCCUGGGGUGCCAUCAUGACGGAGGCGGACAAGGUGAGCGAGCUGCACCAGGAGGUGAAGAACAACCUGCUGAACGAGGACCUGGAGAAGGUCAAGAACUGGCAGAAGGAUGCCUAUCACAAGCAGAUCAUGGGCGGCUUCAAGGAGACCAAGGAGGCUGAAGAUGGCUUCCGCAAGGCCCAGAAGCCCUGGGCCAAGAAGAUGAAGGAGCUAGAGGCAGCCAAGAAGGCCUACCAUCUGGCCUGCAAAGAGGAGAAGCUGGCCGUGACACGGGAGAUGAAUAGCAAGACGGAGCAGUCCGUCACCCCCGAGCAGCAGAAGAAGCUGCAGGACAAAGUGGACAAGUGCAAGCAGGACGUGCAGAAGACGCAGGAGAAGUAUGAGAAGGUGCUGGAUGAAGUGGGCAAGACCACACCUCAGUACAUGGAGGGCAUGGAGCAGGUGUUUGAACAGUGCCAGCAAUUUGAGGAAAAGCGGUUGGUCUUCCUCAAGGAGGUGCUGCUGGACAUCAAACGUCACCUGAACCUAGCCGAGAACAGCAGCUAUGUCCAUGUGUACCGGGAGCUGGAGCAGGUCAUCCGGGGGGCCGACGCCCAGGACGACCUCCGAUGGUUCCGCAGCACCAGCGGCCCUGGCAUGCCCAUGAACUGGCCCCAGUUUGAGGAGUGGAACCCAGACCUCCCUCACGCCACCGCCAAGAAGGAGAAGCAGCCUAAGAAGGCAGAGGGGGUGGCGCUGACCAAUGCCACUGGGGUGUUGGAGUCCACAUCCCAGGCUGGCGACCGUGGCAGCGUUAGCAGCUAUGACAGGGGCCAGCCUUACGUCACUGAGUGGUCAGACGACGAGAGCGGGAACACAUUUGGGGGCAAUGAGGCCAAUGGGGGCGCCAACCCUUUCGAGGACGACGCCAAGGGGGUGCGUGUGCGGGCGCUCUACGACUACGACGGCCAGGAGCAGGACGAGCUCAGCUUCAAGGCUGGAGAUGAGCUCACCAAGCUGGGCGAGGAGGAUGAGCAGGGCUGGUGCCGCGGGCGGCUGGACAGCGGGCAGUUUGGCCUCUAUCCCGCCAACUACGUGGAGGCCAUCUAGCUGCCUGCUCCCCUCCACACACCCCUCACUCCCCCCCACCUCCCCUUCUUUCCCACUCUGUCACCCCCCCUUGCCAUAGAGUUCCAGACAUAUUUUACGAUCAAGCUUUUAUUUUUUUAAAAGUCAAAACAGAACAAAACAAAAAAUACGAAGAGAUGGAGCAUCUGCAGGGCCGCCAGGAGGCCCGGCUGGUGGGACUGGGUGACGGCCCCUGGGUAGGUGAGGGUCUCGGGCUUAGCCCAGCAGAGACAUCACAGUAUCCACGCUUCGAUCCCACCAGUCUCCUGAGCUCAGAGAUGUCUCCUGGACCCUUCUAACCGCGUCACUGCCCCUCCCCAGGCUGCCAGCACCUGUCCCGCCCUGCUUCCCCUGGCAGGUUUCUGACUCCUCCUCCCGCCCCACCCUCCUCCUUCCCCCACAAGGGGCUGCCCGGUGUUUAGUCUUCCGCUGUGCUCUGGGGAGUGCCCUGCCCGGUCUCACCCUCGGGACUGGUGGCCCUGGAGGAGGAAUGGUCACCUUCUCCCAGAGGUGUCCAGGUGUCCCCGUGAAGAGGUCCCGCUGCAGGUGGUGACAGUGUCACUGUGGUGUAGGCGUGAAGGGGGGCAGGCCCUCGGUCCUUCAGCACCAGGCUCAGCUGAGGGACCAGGACUCUGCUAGGGCCCUUCUUCCCAGCUGCCCAUCCUUCAGAGCCGCCCCCUUCGGCAUUUGCAGAGACACGAACCCCCAUCCCAAGUCCUAGGCAGGGGGGAGGGGCCCCAACGCCCAGGGCAAAGCCAGCAACAGUAGCAGCUUCCUCCCAUUUCCCGGGAGGAGGGCAUCUUGCUCACCCACCCUCCCUCCCUGCACACCCAUCUAAAGCCAGAGCCUCAUGGGUUCAGCCAGCCUUCAGACCGAGCCUUGGGGCCUCCCAUUCCGCUCCCCUUCUCUGGCCUGCCUGGGGAGACACCGCAGCCGUGGGAGCUUCCAGCCUGGGCCCCUCUGGGAAAGCCCGCAGCCAAUAGGAGAGGCAUGGGGUUGGCAGGAGGGAGGAGCCCUGGCCCAGGAGCAGGGCAGUCACGGAGUCUUUCUUCCUUGUCCUGUCCCCACAGUCACAGCCCUAGCCCGGAGCACCAUGCCCCUGCUGGCAGCUCCCGGCCCCACCUCUCCAAGCCGGGGUCUCAGCUUGAGGAGUUUGGGGUGGAGGAGCAGGGCCUGCCCAGAGCGGCUUUCCUGUGGCUGUGAAGGAAAGUGGUGCUGGGUUACGGGGGGUUACUACUUGGGAGUGAGGGCGGGUGCUUGGGAAGCAGGCCAAGGCAAGACAAGACCCCAAGAGGAGGGGCCUGGCUGGGCGGGAGUCUCCCAGAGCCGGGGGUGAGGCCUUGAGACUCCCUGCGGUACCAGGGGAGCCACUGGGCCUCAGGACUGCAGACCCCUCUCCGCUCCCAUAGCACCUGGCCCCCUGGGCCUCUAGGUGAAGACAGCGUGAGACCCCAGCCCCGCUGUCGCCCCUCAGCCUCCUGCUCCUCGCUUCUCCCCACAGCCCCCGUCAGGUCAGACCCCGGCCUCAAGCCUGGCCCUGUCCAUGUGAGCACAGAGGGUCUCAGCAGACUGGCCAGGGCCUGAGCUGGGGCAGGCCUCCCUCAGGGCCAGGGAGGGGGGUGGGGACAAUAGCACCCCUAGGGACAGGCACACUAGCCCCCCACAGCACCCCCUUUCUUGUCACUGCUCUCUGAGCCUCUGUUACAUCCUGAGGUGUGUCCUAGACCCCUCAGAGCCCGGAGCGAGAUUCCGGAAACCCUCAGCCCCCCCAACUCCAGAACAAAAGCCCCUCCGCCCCUCCAAGCAGGAGCUGGGGUGGGGGCCUCUGCCUUCACCACCUGCCCCUGGAAGUCAGGAAGCUGCCACCUUUGCACCAUGGGGCCUGGGCUCCCCCUCUCUGUGCCAGUAGCUUCCUAGCACCUGGGGAGGGGCGGUGCCCUGCUGUCCCCUCAGCACUCUAGCUGCCCACUCCCGGGCAGGGACUCAAAACCCCAUUCCUUCUGAGCAUUCGGUCCCAGGUUCCUCAGGCCUGGAGCGGAGCAUCUCACGUGGAAGACCCCCUGAGCUCCCGGGCCCGGACCCCCGGUCAGUGCUGGUGUCAGGGCCCUCAACUCCGCGUAGCGGCGGAGCCCCUCACUGUGCCCACCAACUCCUGUAGCUGCAGCGCCCGCCAUCGGGCUCAGCGAGUAACGUGUUUCAUCCCAAGUCAACCACGUCUCAGCCUGGCUCUGCAAGAGGCCGGGGCUGCCCUGCCACGUCUGCCACCCGGCUCCUGACUUCAUUAGUCCGACACUUGUGACACUCCGAGAAGUGCUGUGGUCUCAGCAAUGCACCUGUUUUGUACAUGAUUGUGUAAUUUAAAGGUAUAUAAAUAUAAAUUAUAUAUAUAAAUAUAUAAGCUGUGAUUGUAUGACUGUGGAUAAAACCAGAACUGUGUCAACCUGGC
Molecule: messenger RNA, 4064 nt
Organism: Myotis brandtii (Brandt's bat)
Lineage: Eukaryota; Metazoa; Chordata; Mammalia; Chiroptera; Vespertilionidae
Gene: PACSIN1
Product: protein kinase C and casein kinase substrate in neurons 1
Exons: 10
Coding region: 266-1600 (444 amino acids)
Biological process (GO): cytoskeleton organization; actin filament organization; regulation of endocytosis
Cellular component (GO): endosome; cytoplasm; plasma membrane
Molecular function (GO): protein binding; phospholipid binding
Source: RefSeq, a predicted model, not a curated record